AAGUGCCGGGUCGGGCAGGAGACCGCGCGCGUGGCGGUCCAGGACAAGAAGAUGGCGGCCAUGGAGGCCGAAGAGAAGCCUGGCUACACCCCAGAUGGCAAGAGGAUCGUCUUCCCGGUGGGCGACGCUUUCUUCGGCGACCUGGCGGACUUCGGCGGCGAGUCGCAGGCCACGAUCCAGGAGGCGGCGAAGCAGGCGAAGGAGAUCGGGCCCCCCCCCGCCACGAGGGGCCGGUUCGACCAGGAGGGCACCGCGGCUGUCGGCACGGGCUCCGCCGGCAGCGGCCAGGAGGCCGCGCGCUACCCCUGCCGGGCGAGCGCCCGCAGGUUGACGCCUCCUGCAGUGACGGCGCCAACGACGAGGGGCUCCGCGAGGCUGGCGACAUCUAUCCAGCGCGAGGCAGCGCUCGGGGGGGCGGAUGCCGAGAUCGAGUCUGAGGCGGCGGCGGGCGCGCCCGCCUCUGCCGCGAGCGUCAACGACGCCAGUCCCGUUGCGCGCGGCUGCGACGCGACCGCUGGCGUCCAGACUUGCUCCGCGGUUCCAGCCUGUGUUCAGAUGCAACCGACGCAGCCCCCGAGCAACAUCGAUUUCCGCAUCUUCUUCGCGAGUAUAUUGGAGCGGGGCCCAGUGGCCUCCAAGUUCUUCCAGGGCCGGGCCAGCGAGUGCGCGCGAGUCGGCGCGCUUGAGGCCCGCGCCCGUGCAGAAUGGCUCCUGCCUGCCAAGGCUGAGCUGUCCAUGGAUGGGUGGUGGGUGGUCAGCGCCGGGGCUAUCCCGUGGG
This is a messenger RNA of Prorocentrum cordatum, 778 nucleotides long. Lineage: Eukaryota; Dinophyceae; Prorocentrales; Prorocentraceae. The record is from the annotation of a GenBank genome assembly.